This is a messenger RNA of Guillardia theta CCMP2712, 2286 nucleotides long. RefSeq lists its product as hypothetical. NCBI's taxonomy places the organism in Eukaryota, Cryptophyceae, Pyrenomonadales, Geminigeraceae. The transcript has a single exon. The coding region runs from base 1 to 2286 and encodes 761 amino acids. The record is from RefSeq and is a predicted model, not a curated record.
AUGACGAUGGACCGAGACAAGUGCCUUCAUUCAGCCGAAUGUUGUUUGAAGAUUUACGACGUUGACCUGUUGUCUGAAUCGAGUAUUACGUUUCCUCAGUUUCAAGGGCCUCCCACAGACCGCAAGCCCCUCCACGUACAAGCUCAUCCCCCCCUCCAUCAAUGCGAGGCCUCUAACCGGCCAUCCUCCUCCUCGUCUCAGCUGGAUGACUUCGUCGGCGGUGAAGUUCAGCCUUCCCAGCUCGAGGAAACGAUCUCGCUCCUCCAGCAGCGAGUGUUGGACUUGGAGGGGAUAUGCAAGAAGGCAUCUGUCCAGUCGCUGCAAUCGUUGGACAUCAAAGUGAAGAACAUGAUCGAAGGCCUUGAAAAUUCGCCUAACUUGAGCGUUCUGUUCACUGUCAAGCCUUUCCUUGCAGCUCUCACCAAAUGGCAGAUGAUUAUUUUUGUUCUGCUAGACAUUGCUCUUUUUGGCUUCCAGACCAGCAGGUUGGCAACACGCAUUUCUUCGAUGCAGAAAGGUUACGACUGGUCGAUGCUCCGACUGUCGCACUUCAACGUCAGAGAGUCGCAUCAUGGUCGCUCAGUAGCUUUUCAGGUCCAGUCUGCGGGGCUGAUGAUGAACGAGAGGCUUCUGACGUGGGUGCCUUGUAACUUGACGACCACAGCAGAGGCCAUGCGCUUGAGCUGCAGCGAGGACGUGCGUUGGAAUGGCAUCUACUUCGUGGCUUCCCCCGGCCUUGCCGACAGCGACAUGCUGUGGACGGAGUUUGUCCUCGAGACGGACCGAGGAGACGGGUGGGUUGCUCAGAGCUGGAGCGGAGAGCUGGAGCGAGUCUCACGGUCCCGAGCCUUGUAUUGCAUGCAGAGAGGUCCGACGCAGGACGGAGGAAUCUACGAUCAGAUCUGGUUGUCUACCAACUGCGUCUCUCUGUUGUUUUUCGUCGCAGUGCUUGUGGCGUUGGUCUCGCAGCAUUAUGUCAUCGCCAAGUACAGCUUGAUCGCGGGAUAUUACGUCUUGUACAUCGCGAUUGUGCCCUCCAUCUUUCUUGAGAUGAGCCCUGGUGAUACUGUCACUUCCAGAGCAGUGAUCUGUGCGACCCGAGUGUUUCAAUUGAUCACUGGCACCCUCUCUGUCGUCUUGCUACAUCAGGAGACGCGACUUCUGUUGGGUUUGUCUCUCAUCGGCCUCGGAAACUCUGUCAAUCAGAUCUGCAAUCUUGUCUUUGGGAUCAGGGAUUUUGUACUUACCAACCUCAUCUUUCAGGGACUUUUGCCGCUUGUCAUCGCUGGGUUGGCGAAGCUAUGGCUCAUAUCAGUUCGGUCAAGGAGCCGUAGCAUGAUGAAGGCAGACUUCGAGAGGUAUGAGAGCGUCUACAAGAGCAACUUCCUUCCUGCAGACCUCGAAGCCUUGAGCAAGGAGCUUGGAUUCAUUCAGCACUUCACAUGGAGCUCACAGGAUCCUCCACGUCAUACUAGACGUAGACUUCCUGAUGAGCCUUUGCAGAAAGAAGGUAGCAAGAGCUCGGUCUCUUCCUGGCUACCUAGCGCUCUCAUUGCCGGGAUCCCGACCAAGCGAUCUGCAGCAACAGACAAGAAUCAGCCAUCAGGAACAGCACGCACUUCGAUCUCAACGAUGCUGAGGCUUGGAUCAGCAACAAGUCAAGAUGACUGGAUCACUCCAGUCACAAGUCUCGAUCAGAUCUACCUGCAUGCGACUAUCAUACAAAACGUGUUCCGAAGGAAAGUGUACGAGAUCGCUCGGAGAUCCAAUGGGCUUCUGAAGCGAAAGCCCGGCAAUGACCGAAGUCUUCGAAAGCUAAGGCGGUCGGCCUCUGACGGUGGGACUAUCGAGUGCGAGCUCGAAGCUGGCAACGUCCUGCAGUACGCAGAGGUGGAGUGGAGCAAGCAGAAGUCAACGUCCCGAGGCGUCGAGAAGGUCGUGCGGUGCUACGACGGAGACUCGUCUCGUCUAGUCGACGUCUGUCGAGAGAGCAUCGUCUACGAGCAUAUACAAGACAUCAUAGUCGCGGUAAGGUGCAUCAAGCUCGACCAGGAUAUCUCCGUCAAGCGGAUCAAGAACCGUCUCGAUCCCGACCUAGACCCAUGGAGCACGGCAGGCUAUCGGGACGUCGCCAUCCACCUGUGCCUCGUAUGCCAGGAGGCCUACAACCUCGGUCUUGAGGGGCAUGUCUGUGAGCUUCUCCUCAUCCCCAAGGACAUGCAUGACAUCAAGAUCGGAUCUGGACAUCGCAAGUAUGUCACCUGGAGGAACCUGCGUGGUGAGUGA